UCGAAAAUUUAAAAUAAGCGUUCGUUGAAACUGCAAAAAGUGUGCUUUUGUGAUCGCAUGUGAAUCGUUCAUUAAAAUCGUUUAACUAUUUGUAAAAAGUAGUAAAGUGUGCCAUUAAGUUUAGGCUAUGGUAGGACUCGAUAUAGACGAAGGAAUUACUUCCGUACUAGAAAUAAAAGCGACUGUUACAACGAUUGCAGCCAACGAUCAAAAUGCAGAAAAGCGUAAAACCGAGGACAGUAUGCCAAAAAACGACGUAAAACGAUUGGCUUUCGGGGAUGUGACAAAUGACGCCCUAUUUCGCCAGACGCAGAACGAUGUCCAUAGAGCUACUUUGAAGGAUUCGAUUGAUUCAAAGGUUGCAUUAUUGGCCGCCACCCAAUGGAUUAUGAACAGCGAUGCGAUUAUUCUUCGCGAACCAGUGCCGCAUCAAGAGCGUGAUAAUCAGCUUACAGGCAAAUCCGAUGCAUUCAAGCCACAUCCAAAUGUCCUACAAACUCUCCCGAUGGAAACCAGCUCCCAGCAACAGCAUGUGGACACCAAUUCCUUCGAAGCCAGUACUAAUGAGGAAUCUAAUUGCGCCGAUUGUACGUUGAAGUCCGAGCUAUCCGGUUUAGAAGAGAACAUCGUGAAAAGCGACAACUGUUCCGACGACCGCAAGGUAUCAAAUACCACUGCAAGCGCUGUGGAUCUGCUGACCAAACCAGAGCAGUCGGAAGAUACGAAUAAAGAAAUAUUUACUAAAAACGACAAAGGCGUGAAACGAUUGGCUUUCGGUGAUGUAACAAAUGACGCCCCAUUUCACCAGACGCAGAGCAAUGUCCAUAAAGCUACUUUGAAGGAUUCGAUUGAAUCGAAGGUUGGGUUAUUGGCCGCAACCCAACGGAAAACAAACAGCGAUGCGAUUAUUCUUCGCGAGCAAGUGCCGGAGCAAAAGUGUGAUAAUGAGCUUACUACAGGUAAAUCCGAUGUAUUGCAGUCACAUCCAAAUGUCCUACAAACUUUCCCGAUAGCAACCAGCACCCAACAAACAUAUGUGGAUACGAAUCCAUUCGAAGCCAGUACCGAUGUGAAACUUAAUUACGCCGAUUGUACGUUGAAGUCCGAGCUAUCCGGUUUAGUAAAUAACAUCGUGAAAAGCGACAAGGGUUUCGACAACGAAAAGUUAUCAAUUACCACUGCAAACGCUGUGGACCUGUUGAUCAAGCCAGAGCAGUCGGAAGGUACUAAUAAAGAAAUACCUACUAAAAAGAAUUUGACAUCGCCGAUCGAAAAGAUACCAAAAAUUUAUGAUUUUGACCAACGAUACAGAAACCAUGUGCAUCUGGUACCCAACUAUGCUUUCGAAAUCUUCGAAUAUCUGAAAGAUCGUGAAAAGCAUUUUAUUAUACCGGAUUAUAUGACCAAGCAGCCAUAUAUUCUCGAAUGGACACGAGCGAUGCUUGUCGAUUGGAUGGUAGAUGUUAUUGAACAAUUCGAGUUAUACCACGAGACUCUCUAUCUAGCGGUGAAGAUUGUCGAUAUCUAUCUUUCGCGUGCAAUAAUCGAAAAAGAAUAUAUGCAAUUGCUCGGGGCAACCGCUCUGUUUGUUGCUAGUAAGUACGAGGAACACAGACCGCUGUUGUCGAACGAUUUGCACUACAUCUGUGACGAUGCAUUCGAACGCUACGACUUGAUACUAAUGGAGAUAAAGGUUUUAAAUACAAUCGGACACGAACUGGGCAUUCCAAUCUCAUAUCGCUUUCUUCGUCGCUACGCUCUUGCCGGUAGAGUCAGCUUGCCGGUAUUAACCCUAGCACGCUACAUCCUAGAAUCAGCUUUGAUGUAUUACGGGUUCAUACAACUGAGUGACUCUAAAAUGGCCUGUGCAGCACUGUUCAUAGCGAUGCGGAUGAACAAUCUGCCGGGCUGGAAUAAAACUUUAGAGCACUAUACAGGUUAUAAAACUGGAGAUUUUGCAAUGAUUAUUGUACGUUUGAAUCAAGUUUUAUUGAAGAAGCCGGUUGAGAGGCCAAGUAGAAUACGGUGCAAAUACUCAAAGAAAGAACUUUUCGAGGUGGCUAAAAAAGCGCCGAUAACGGACCUGUCGAAACUAUUUGAGAUGACAGGCUUUGGAAUAAAGCUUUCAUCAGAUAUUUCGUCCGCCAUAGGCACACCACCGGACAUCGAAGCUUCGCCAGCGGCCACCACCGCAGUGUAAGAUCGUUCCAACACGUUCCAGUGCUGUUGUUACGGUUUUUUUAUAUAUAUUUUUAGAAACGAUCUCAUAUAUGAUCUUAAUGAACUGACCAUUAACUGAUUUCAGCAAUAACUAUCUGUUAACUACUUAAACUUAUGUAUCGAAAGACGUGCAGCUCACUUUGAAGCAUUAUUGUAGUUACUGUUUUUUAUUUCCUAAAAAUAUUUGUUAAACAUCUUCUACAACUACUUUAUUUAUAAACUAACCACAUCACUCAUGAUGAUGUUCUCGAAAGGGGACGUGACAACGAUCAAAGAUACGAAGAGCGCACCACGUGAUCUUUCAUUGUUCAUUGACUUUCAUAUUCCAUCACUGCUAUUAAAUAUAAUUUUAUCAGGUUGAAAAUUAUUGUUAUCAAAAAUUAUUCGAUUUUACGUUAGAACAAGCAGUGAAAAAUCGAGUGGUACUUGAUAGUUUAGCGAUUUGUUUCCAAUUAACAUUUCUCUAGUAAAAAACUGCUAAAAAAAGCGAAAACGUUUUGUGUGGGAGAAUAAAUUGGUUAGUUAUCACUAAGAGUUAGAGAUAGAAUCUGUG
Molecule: messenger RNA, 2773 nt
Organism: Wyeomyia smithii (pitcher-plant mosquito)
Lineage: Eukaryota; Metazoa; Arthropoda; Insecta; Diptera; Culicidae
Product: G2/mitotic-specific cyclin-B2-like
Exons: 3
Coding region: 128-2200 (690 amino acids)
Biological process (GO): regulation of cyclin-dependent protein serine/threonine kinase activity; mitotic cell cycle phase transition
Cellular component (GO): centrosome; nucleus; cytoplasm
Molecular function (GO): cyclin-dependent protein serine/threonine kinase regulator activity
Source: RefSeq, a predicted model, not a curated record